GGAAGUCAGCCGUACGGCAGCCGGCUUGGGCCAGAAACCCUGCGGUCUUCAGCAGUCUACCCGGCGGCGAAUGAGUGGGUUCUGACCGAGCUCACGCUAGGCGGACGCGGGCUUGUGGCUGAGUGGGGAGGCCUGGCCGGCAUGGAGGACGACGCGCCGGUCAUCUACGGGCUGGAGUUCCAGGCACGUGCUCUCACACCUCAAACUGCAGAAACAGAUGCUAUUCGGUUUUUGGUUGGGACACAGUCACUUAAAUAUGAUAAUCAGAUCCACAUCAUAGAUUUUGAUGAUGAAAAUAACAUUAUAAAUAAAAAUGUUCUCCUCCAUCAAGCUGGUGAGAUCUGGCACAUCAGUGCCAGCCCAGCAGAUAAAGGCGUGCUGGCCACCUGCUACAACAAAACUUCAGACAGUCGAGUCCAGGCGUGUGCAGCUGUGUGGAGGAUGCCCAAGGAAUUGGAAUCCGGCGGCCAUGAGUCCCCUGACGACUCUGCCAGCACUGCGCAGACCCUGGAGCUGCUCUGUCACCUUGACAACACUGCCCAUGGCAACGUGGCCUGUGUCACGUGGGAGCCGAUGGGUGAUGGGAAGAAAGUAAUUUCCCUGGCCGACAACCACAUCUUGCUGUGGGACCUGCAGGCCAGCUCAAGCCAGGCUGUGCUGGCCAGCUCGGCAGCACUGGAAGGAAAAGGGCAGUUGAAGUUCACUGUGGGCCGGUGGAGCCCACACCACAACUGUACUCAAGUGGCCACAGCAAGUGACACCACCCUGCGAGGCUGGGACACACGGAGCAUGAGCCAGAUAUACUGCAUAGAGAAUGCCCACGGGCAGCUGGUGCGUGACCUCGACUUCAACCCCAACAAGCAGUACUACCUAGCCAGCUGUGGAGACGACUGCAAGGUGAAGUUUUGGGACACCCGGAAUGUCAGCGAGCCUGUGAAGACUCUGGAAGAGCACUCCCACUGGGUGUGGAGCGUCCGCUACAACCACUCUCAUGACCAACUGGUCCUCACUGGCAGCAGCGACAGCAGAGUCAUCCUAUCUAACAUGGUGUCCAUCUCCUCAGAGCCCUUUGGCCACCUGGUGGAUGAUGAUGACGUCAGCGACUCAGAGGAGCACCAUGCUGAAGAAAAGAGUAAGGAGCCCCUGCAGGACAAUGUCAUUGCCACCUACGAGGAGCAUGAAGACAGCGUGUAUGCAGUGGACUGGGCCUCAGCUGACCCCUGGCUGUUUGCUUCCCUGAGCUACGAUGGGAGACUAGUCAUCAACAGAGUCCCCAGGGCGCUAAAGUACCACAUACUGCUCUAGUGGCUCCUGGCACUGUGGUUGGUACUUGGCAGAUUCUCAGAAAUCUGCAGCUAUGGAGGUAAUUCCUUUUGCACAGAUCCCUCUAUGGGAGAACAAGCAUUGCCCUCCUCAUGGGCUCCUAGGACUAGGGUAGAGCUGCUGUCAGCUGCUCACCCGAUGCUCUCAACACACUGCUCAACACAGGUGGGAGCUGUGCUGGGUUCAGCUCCCAUUGCUGUAUGAACUGGCAGCUGCCCAAUCCCUGUUCAGUAUCUGUUUUCUGUACUAAGGGCAUUGGGAAUUUAACUUCUUGCCAAUCUGUUCCCACCUCUUUAACUUGCCUUUCUCCUGAGAAUACAUAAUAAAAUAAAGUAAAUGAGGGUACAUACACAGCCUCCUCCUUUCUAAGUCUCUGCCCCUCUGAGAAA
Molecule: messenger RNA, 1712 nt
Organism: Nannospalax galili (Upper Galilee mountains blind mole rat)
Lineage: Eukaryota; Metazoa; Chordata; Mammalia; Rodentia; Spalacidae
Gene: Eipr1
Product: EARP complex and GARP complex interacting protein 1
Exons: 9
Coding region: 142-1305 (387 amino acids)
Biological process (GO): protein ubiquitination
Molecular function (GO): protein binding
Source: RefSeq, a predicted model, not a curated record